AUAACCAUAACCAUUAUCAUAAUUCAUAACCGAUGUUCUUCUCACCUCUAUUUCUACGCCUUCUCUUCCUUCUUCUUCCUCACAUUUCAAAUUCAAUUUAAAUUUCAAUCAGCAACAUAGUAAUGGCAUUCUCUCACACUUUUUUCACAGUAUUACGCGUGUGUGAUUAAUCUUAAUCAUACCAUAAUAACCUAACAUGUACACUAACAAAAACAACACCGUUUAGUUUUUUUAUUUUAUUUUUCCAUUUCUUACAAUUAGUGUUGUGUAUUAUAUUACUUUUAAUUUUCGGUAGCACGCACGCUUUAACGCUAAGAUUGGGUGUUGUGUCAAAAUCUAUUGUUAGCACCCCCCAGAUGAUGCAGAUGCAGACUCUGGGUUCGCUUUGUUUGUUCGUUUUUCUUCAUCAUCACUCUGUUCUCUCUUUAUAUCACAAGUUUCUUCGAUUUUCCCUUCGUUUUGUUCUCUUCAUGGAUUUACCUUCCACCUUCAAUUUCCUCACACAAGCCAGUGAACUUGGUUGUGGUUUCGUUCUCCUUGGUUAUUUCUCUCGUCUUUUCAAUUUCGUUGGUCUUGUUUUGAUCUUCGGUAUUUGUCUCAAGAUUCUGCGUUUUUCUGAUACACCCAUCUUUUGGAAUCCAACAAAGGUUCAUAAUUUGGAUACCCAAUUGAAAUCACCUGCGAAAUGUGAUGAUGGGGUAGUGGCUUCCGAGGAGAAAGAGAGGGAUGAGAAUUUGGAAGAUGAGGUGUUUGAUGUAAUGUCGCUCAGAAAUUUGGUGAAAAUGGAGAGACAGAGAUACCAUGCUGCGUGUGCGGAGAUUGAGAAAGAACGUUUGGCGGCUUCCACGGCUGCGGAGGAGGCAAUGGCAAUGAUCUUGAGGUUGCAGAAUGAGAAGAGUUCGGUCGAGAUUCAAGCCAAUCAGUUUCGGAGGAUGGUGGAGGAGAGGCAAGAGUAUGAUCAGGAAGUGAUCGAAUCAUUGAGGUGGAAUGUUGUGCAACAUGAGUCUCAGAAGAGCUUUUUGGAGGAACAGUUGGGGAUUUAUAAGGAGAAACUGAGGGAAUUUAUGAAUGAUGACGAAAUUGAGCUACUUGAAGGGGCUGAUUUCACUAGGGAGUUUUGUAAUUUCUCUGUUGAAUAUGAUGAUGCUUCUUAGAAUCCCAUCCACACUAGGUGAAAGUUGUUGUCUCAUCUAUCUCAAGCUUGCUAAAUGGAAUUAUGCCUUUUGCAUCAUUUUACUUCCAUCCCCCAAUGUAAAUUGUAUUUAUCCAUCAAUGCAUUUGAAUUAGCUAAUAACUAUUCUGAUAUAAUAAGUUUGUAUCUUUUGUCAAGGUGGAAUUGGUUUCAAGUAAUCCAACUUUCAUUUCAGGCUUACUACAUUAAUCUUGUGAAUGAAUCUCAUGAAGCUUUUGACAUUGCAAGCAUCUGAUUAUGGUUUUAGGCUGGUAACUCUGUGGACAUAUGAUAACAGUGCCUUUUUUUUGUAUAGUUGUUUUUAAUGGUUUUUUAUUGUUGUAAAUUAGCCUCAACAUUAUGGUUUAUUAAUUUGUUUAUGUAUCCUUUGGGGGAAUUUCAUUGUGCUUUUGAUUAAAUUUGGACUUUUUAUUCCUCCAAAUUAAGCUUCUUCGGAGACUCAACCUGUGAUUCUGUACUGUGUAGGGUAGUAGGAUACAUAUUCUAUGGUUCUUUAUGAA
Messenger RNA from Cicer arietinum (chickpea), 1692 nucleotides. RefSeq lists its product as uncharacterized. The record is from RefSeq and is a predicted model, not a curated record. Lineage: Eukaryota; Viridiplantae; Streptophyta; Magnoliopsida; Fabales; Fabaceae.